Penaeus monodon (black tiger shrimp) is the source of this 6468-nucleotide messenger RNA. RefSeq names its product translation initiation factor IF-2-like. NCBI's taxonomy places the organism in Eukaryota, Metazoa, Arthropoda, Malacostraca, Decapoda, Penaeidae. The record is from RefSeq and is a predicted model, not a curated record. The transcript is spliced from 3 exons. The coding region runs from base 2296 to 3642 and encodes 448 amino acids.
GCAGCGCGGCGGCGACCAGCAGGGGCUCCACGGCCCUGCUUGGCCCUGCUCCUGCUGCUGCUGCUGCUGCUUCUGCUGGAGGGCCUAGACUCGGCAGGGACGUGGCGCGCCAGCGGGGCUGGCCUUGAGCGCGGGCCGGUGCGCUGCAUGCAACGAGGCGGGUGGCGGUGCAGUGCAUGUGUGGAGUGGCGCUGUGCACACGCCAGCAGCAGCAGCAGCAGCAGCAAUACACCAACAGCAGCCGAGCAGCAGCAGAAGCACCAUCGCAUGAGAAGCGGUGCGAGCGCGCGGCGUGUGUGCGUGCGCGCGAGCGAGCAGGCCGCCGCGCCACGCUGCCUCGAACGUAAGCCCAGGAGGAAGGAGGCCAAAUGAUCGUCUUCCUGUCAUUGUGCGAGUGAGCCUUACGGUGCGGCGGCGGCGGCAGCGGCGGCGGCACUUCACUGAGUUGGCGGCAGCGCGCUCCGGCCGGCACCUCCGCGCGGCUCGGGUUUGCUCCAAGCCUCCGCCAGCAGGACUGGAGGCGCCCGUGGGCGGGCGAGGGCGUGCGAGAGGUCGUGACACGGGCGGCGCAGAAGGGGAGGCGGGGGAGGCGGGCAGGCCCCCAGCAGUGGGGCUCCGCGGGUCACUACCACUGUCGCGACGUCAUCAACUCCCACUGCACUGCUGUGAGAACAUCUGACUCCCGAGUCAUGCUGCGGCGACAUGAGCCUUCCUUAGACUGAAGGAGGACGCAUCCGCGGCAGAGCGCCCGGGAGAGAAGUGACCUUUGGCGAGUUUUACACGUCUGUAAAUAAAUCUCCUGCAGUCUGCCGAGUCGUGCUUGUCGCGGUGAAGUGUCGGGUCGAGAUGAUGUGUUGUGGAUGCGCGAGACACUGAUAAUGCGGCGAGGUACGUGAUAGUGGCCAGUGACAGAAUAAGCACUGACAAAGCUGCACGCGGAAAACUUGUGCUUUGAUUUCACUGAUUAUGCAAGUGAUGCCCGGUGAAACUAACCCGUCAUAACAUGCGGAUGUGAGAGUGGAGAAGACCAUGUCCCGACUUGCUGCAUGGCACGCCUCCUCCCGCGUUUCCUGCAUGGCUGCCACGUGCCCCCUGCUCCUCCUCACACGCCAAACGCUGUUGACAACAUUUGCUCUUGUUAGCUCGCCUCUGUGGCCGCGACUUGGCCGGGACGCAGCGCCCCAUCUGUCAUGGUAGUUUAGAGACAUUUUCGGUGUGACGCCCCCGCCGUUUUACUGAGUGAUGUGCUCGUGUUGCUGUGAUGGUGUGUGAUGUGUAGUUCCUCUGUGGCGAUCUAGAGACACCAUACUGUUGAUGUUCAGUGCAGCUGACAGGAGGCAUCAGCUCGCUAGUGAUGUGAGAGGAAAUAUGCAGCAAGAGCUCACACAGUGUGGCAGUGAGUGAGUCGCUCCAGAUGGAAAUCAGAGUCAGGAAGGUCAAGAGAGUGACACCCGCAUAUCAUCCUCGCGUCAGAAAUAGGAGUGCGGAGACCAGGGUUAUCCCGGCGGUGCGCAAGGUUAUGUGAGGCUCCUGUGGGAGUGCUGGGCCUCCUGGUCGGAACAGCUCCGCCACAGCACCAGCCUCAGUCAGACCCCCGCCAGACAGACACGGGCCGGGCCACCUGAGCGUGCGAGCGAGCGAAGAAGGCAGACGAGGCGGCCCGCGGCGCAGCUCGAGGGGCGAGAGCCUUCAGGCACCGCUCUUCCAGGACUCGACUCGUCGCGCCGUUUCCUGGAGCCUGUGCGAACAACCCGCGAGUGUCAGUGUGUGUGUCGGGUGCUGUGGACAACACCAUCGCCGCCGCCCCCUCCUCCUCCUCCUCCUCCUCCUCCUCCUCCUCCUCCUCCUCUCUCCUCUCCUUCCUCCUCCUUCUACUGGUCCUCCUCCUCCUCCUCCUCCUGCCUUCUUGGAAAGCAUUUAUGCACCGUGCGGUCGAGAGCGCACGGAAGACUAUGGUAGAACAGCGCCAUGGCGGAGACGGGAGUGUGUGCGUCGACCGUAGCGCGCGUUGCGGCUUCGUCCAGGUGAAGUGCGCUUAUGUCACCUGAGCGAGGUGGCCAGCGGGUCGCAGUGUACACAGGGCUGGCAGCAAGUGCUCUUCGAAGACCCCACCCGGCCCACCCACCCACCCACCUUUUCCCCGCCCGCUCUUGCCCUCUCCCCCCUCCUCCCCGCCCCCCGCGCCCCUUUCUGGUGGGGUCCCAGCGCCAGGCGAGAUGAUCAGCGUCGGAUGCGGCUGAGACGUCCGAGGCAGUCCAGUGAACCGCUUGGCCGUCGGAGAACAAACAACAGCCGAUGAACCUUUGGAAGCCGGCCGCCCGCAAGUCAAAAAAAGUCAGCAGCGGCGCCAGCGAAGAGGCCGCGUGGGCGGGGCUGCCGGACGUGGUGGCCGACCUCUCGUUGGCCACGCCCCCCGCCCCCCCUGCGCCGACCACCAUGCUGGGCGCCCGCGACCAUCACUACGUCGACAUGGGCGAGGCUCGCGCCCGGCGCCGGGACGCCCGCCCCCCGCCCCCGCCCGUGACGCCGCAGGGCCUAGGCGCCGCGCCCGCGAUGGGAGCGGGCACGAACGGCGGCGGCGGGUGGCGGCACACGCCCUCGCACCCCUGGCCGUCGCCCCCGCCCGUCGAGCCCACUGGGGCCGGCAUGGGCGGCUCCGGCAUGGGCGUGUGUGGUGGCUCGUCGGGCGUGGCGGACGCCGAGGGCGCGCGCGUCAGGAGCAUUUCGAGCGACGGCCGUGGCCCGCCCGGCGCCGCAGGCGACCGCCGCGUCCGCUGCUCGUCCGCCACGCGCUCGCGCCAGCACCGACCACGCCCCCCGCCCGCCGACCGCCCCCCCGGCGGUGCCAGCGUGCCCUCGCCUGCGGCCCUCCCUCCAGCGGGCGGUGGGCACGGCGGCCAGCAGCCGUAUGGGUCCGGCGUCGCCCCCGCCCAGCCCGGCGCCGGCGUGGGCGCGGUGGGCGGCGUGCUGGCCCGCCUCGCCGGCUGCCACGAGGGCCUGGAGGGGCGCGAGCCGGAGGGCGGCGCCUACGGGUACCAGGUGCGCGACCUUGAGGCUCUCCUGACGCGGGCGUCGCCGGCGCGCCCCGCCAACCUGCCCAUGGUGCUGGCGUCGGCGACGCGCCUGCACAACAUGCGGCGCACGGCCGAGCCGCGCCCGCACAACCAGCCGCCCGUGCGCCCCUUCCUGCCGCUCGGCAUCAUCGUCAACGCCGUGUUCAAGACGCGAGACUGGCUGUACGUGCGGACAGCGCACGGCGCGGAGGGCUACGUGCCGUACCGGGUGUGUUUGCCGCUGGGCAUCCUGCCGCCCCCUCGCGAAGGCGGCGCGGCGCCCUCGGGUACGGCUGACGUGCCCGGCGUGGGCGUGUGGGAGAACCGGACGGACAUGUUUCAGGGUGCGAUGAGCCAGUUCUCGGCGGCGCCCGCGGUGGCCAGUGGCGCGAUGGGCGGCGUGAAUGCGGAGGGCGGCGGUGGACAAACGCGCGGGCGGUCCCGCGGCCGCCGACGCGCGCCCUGCGUGGAUUCGUCGAACCAGACGGACACCCAGAAGCUGCAGCCGGGCGCCCGCAGCGCGUCCGAGUCACGGGCGCCGCGCGAGACGCUCGACUCGCCGCCCGCCGCCGACCACGUGCUCGUGUAGAGGCUCGGGGGCAGGGCGGCGCCCACCGUGACGCUCCGUCGGCGAGAGAUGGGCUUUCUCUGGGUCAGUAACGAAGGUCGCUGAAGGCUGUGUGUGUGCGUGUUUUUGCCUCAUGACGGGCUUCCUCCUCCUCUUGGCCCUCUCUCUCUCGCUCUCGCCCUUGAGACGUCCUUGUGCUUGUGCUGUUUCAUAUUUAAGAGAUGUUGCGCCUAUGUGUGCAAAUGUGUGUGUGUGUGGAGAGAGAGAGAGAGAGAGAGAGAGAGAGAGAGAGAGAGAGAGAGAGAGAGACAGACAGACAGAGAGAGAGACAGAGAGAGAGUUAGAGAAAGAAAGAAAAUGUGAAUAGCUAUUCCUUAAUACUAAUAUACUGUGGCUGUUCGCCCCCAAACUAACACUUAUUAGCUACAAAUGCACACUGACAAUACCACAACUAUCCAAGCAUUAUUUAUGGCACUCAUCCAUAUCAGGAAACAUGUUUCAACGGAAGUAAAUAUUUACGUUCAUUUCUAUAUAUAUAAUUCACAACGGUAGCACUGAUUAAACUGCAUUUCAAAAAGAUAAUAGUUAUAUAUACACACAUACAUACAUUCACAUACAGACAUGUAACAACAAUUAAAAAAGAAAUUCUUUAUAUCCAGAUAUUCCCAAACGAAAAUUGAGGACGUUACGUCAACUUGCGGUUUACGGAAAGGUUCGUUUCAGAAACUAAAAAAUUUACUACAAAAGUUUGAUCCAAAGUACAAGUUUAAAAUGAUCUGUUUGUUACAACACCUAUCAGUGCAAUGCGACUGCUACAUCUCUAGAAAAGUCUGCGGCAAAAGAGAAACUCACAAAAAGAAACUUCUCCGAGAUAUUUAUAUAAACGGAGCAACAAAAUCAAUAGAAGAAGGAAAAAGUGACGGCUCGUAUUUCGUGUAGAAUCGCUUCCUUCCGGUGUUAUGUCCUUCGAUCUAUCUUCUCUCGUCUUUUUUUUUCUCUCUCUUCUCUUUUUCUUAAUUGUGCACGUUAUGCGCCUCGUGUUCCUACUUUAGCCUUCGACUACUACAGUUAGGCAGAAGCAAUGUGGUUAGUAGAGUAGUAAUAAGCGGUCGCGACAGGUCUCUCAUUCAUACAGCAAAUGGAAGGUGUCUGGGUUAUAAUGGCGGUGAUAACCCUGUCAAGUGAUUGCAUACUGGUCUUGAUGUGUUAAGGUUUUUGUUGCAUCCGGCCCCCUGCGGUCACCGUGAGCUCGAUCGUUAGGUGAGGAGGGCAGAGGGGGAGGGAGGGAGGGGAAGAGGGAGAGGGUGGAGGGGUUAGAGGAAGAGGGAAAAGGGGGAAGAUGGGGUGGGCAGAGGGAGAGGGAAGCGAGCUAAGAUGCCUUGUGUCGAGGGCGAUUUCGAAGCGUGUUGACAGACCUUUCAGAAUAAUUAGAAGGAAUGGGAGAUUCCCCUGGCAGAAGACCGUUCCUCCGGCGUCGAUCCGGUUCCUCGCGAAGGAGCAACGGGGCUAACGCAACAAGGGGCGAAGGUCGCAAUGGAGAAGUGUUUUGUCUCGGGCUCUCUUUCUGAUGCUGGUGCUGCCCUCCGCCUCCUUCUUCCCUUUUUCUACAUCGCCCUCUUCCUCGUCCCUCUCUUCCACGUCUUCGUCGUUCACUCCUUCCCUCCCACCUCCCUCCCCUCCUUGUCCGCGUUUUUCCUCUUCAGUUUCUCCCCUCCUCGCCAUCGUCCUCACCUUCUCCUCCGCCCCCUUCUCUCGUCCUCCUCGCCGUCGUCCUCCUCCGCCCCCUCCUUCAUCCUUCUCGCCGUCGUCAUCCCCCGCCCCUCCUUUGUCCUUUUCGUCGUCGUCCCCCCCCCCCCCGUCAUUUUCCUCCUUCCCCUCUUCAUCGUCGUCGUCGUGAGGUGAGACGCCCGUCGGAGUUCCGUCCCGUCGGUGUGGGCGAGCGAGGAGGGAGCGUAGGGAAGCGAGGCCGACUGACGGGGAUUUCUCGUCUCGGCGUCGAUCGGGUGUCUGGGUUUCACCGGAAAGUGUAACCGCUGAUCAAGGACCGUAAAAUCAAAUAUUAAUGACCGGGAGGAAAUAAACUUUAAGUAUCUCGUAGCAUAAUAACCGGGAGUCGAAUUUACCGUCUUUUAUAAUAACAUUCCGUGUAAGGAUCAUGUAGCCUUUGCGUGCGCUACACCAACUGCUCGACCAUAAAGAAGCGUGUUAACUCGUAUGUAAAAAGAAAAAAAAGAAAAAAAAUAACGAAGAAAAAAAUAGUCAGCCUCACAUAUCACAAAUACCAUCUCGUCAUGCGAAACAUUUUCCUCUUUCGCUUCGACUCGCGGACGAGAGAAGGAAAGCCGAGGCGAUGAGACGCGGAUGUGACAACGACUCCCUCCCACCCUACCUACCCCCACCCCACCCGAACCCCCACGAGGGAGCAUGGCAACGCGUAUCUGAUCGCGGCGAGCAAGCAGACCGAUCGCCACCGACGCGUAAAUCCGUCAUGGCGACCGAGACCAUGUGAUUAUUACUCGUUACAGUGACUUUUAAUAACCCUUAGGACUGUUCUUUGACAUCGUAGACUCCACAAUUUACCUAUAUUGUAACGACCGUUGAGCAAACUCGAGUCGAUAAGGGCAAUUUUGGACGAUCACUCCGUCCCCUUUGGAGAGCCACGGGCCAUCGCCUCUCCCAAGCACUGCGAUUCAGAGCGCUAAAUCUCAUUGCCAUUUCAUCAACUUGAUACAAUAAGCGGAGGCUAAUCAUAUGGAAUGUGAAGAUAGGGACCGGCAAUAAGUAUAAUCUGAAUGCUGCCGUGCAAUUAACUGAUACAAUAUUAUGGGUCGAGGAGGUGGAGGAGGA